AUGCGCUCCGUCAGACGUCUCAAGAGUGCUCUGGCUUUUGAGUCGACUCAAAAGUGCUGUGCCCACCUGCAUCAUUGCCGUGCAUGCGGUGGUACAGGUCCCCGUUGGGCAUGUAUUCAUAGAUGGCCAUUUGCUCCAUGCGCUCCGCAAGAGGAGGAGCAGGCAAGAGUAGCAAGAGGAAAAGGGGGUGGUGCGGUGGUGCCCACCUUUGCCGUUGCCGUGCAUGCGGCGGUACAGGGGGAUGGGGAGGGGGAUGGGGAGGGGGAUGGGGAGGGGGAUGGGGACGGGGAUGGGGAGGGGGAUGGGGAGGGGGAUGGGGAGGGGGAUGGGGAGGGGGAUGGGGACGGGGAUGGGGAGGGGGAUGGGGAGGGGGAUGGGGACGGGGAUGGGGAGGGGGAUGGGGAGGGGGAUGGGGACGGGGAUGGGGAGGGGGAUGGGGAGGGGGAUGGGGAGGGGGAUGGGGAGGGGGAUGGGGAGGGAAGAGCCGUCGACUAUUGA
Closterium sp. NIES-65 is the source of this 498-nucleotide messenger RNA. The record is from the annotation of a GenBank genome assembly. NCBI's taxonomy places the organism in Eukaryota, Viridiplantae, Streptophyta, Zygnematophyceae, Desmidiales, Closteriaceae.